This is a messenger RNA of Cuscuta campestris, 825 nucleotides long. The record is from the annotation of a GenBank genome assembly. Lineage: Eukaryota; Viridiplantae; Streptophyta; Magnoliopsida; Solanales; Convolvulaceae.
AGUUGCUUAAAAUAACACCAAUGUAGUAGGUUCAAUUCGUACAUGCAACACAAAAUAAUAGUUGUAUGACGAAAAUAAUGAUUGAACAGUAGUGUAAUUAAUUACCAACAAUUACACAGAUAAAUCACACAGAUCAACCACAAUAACAAUUAUGAACAGAAUUUCAAACAUAUAUGCAUAUUCUAGUGUUAGAUGUCCACGUACUCACCUCGUUGGUUCGAUUCAAUCGAAGGAAGCGUCACUCGCGGCAGGUCACCCAGAUUGGUCGUCGAAACUGCCCCUGCUGGCCGGAUUGACUUGCUGCCCGAACUCAGUCAAUCAAGGCCCAGACUUUGCCGGUCGCUGGAGGUCACUGGCCGGAGCACCGCCGCUGUUUAAUCGCCGGAAUUCGUCGGUCAACGCUGCCGCUGGUUCUGUUCACGGCCAACACCCAGUCACCACCAUCGCAGAGAUCGCCAGAGUCACUGCCCAAGCACCGUCAUCGGUCUGGCGCUUCGCUUCGCUGGAGCAGACGUCGCUGGACAGGGGGGUCGCCGGUGGAAUUCGUCACCGUCGCUGCUAGACUUCUCACCGGAGGGAAACUAAGGCGGUCAUCAUCGCUGCUAUCCAAACUCGUCGAGGUUGCCAGGAGAACCGCCGCCAAUAAGUUUGCAGAUUCGCGCUGUUGCUCGGCUUGAUCGGAGAAGAAGAGAGCUGGAGGCGGCGUCGAAUCGUAGAAGAACAAGAAGAUCCGGGUCUGAGAACGAGAAUGUUAUAUUUAUAUACCUAGGGUUUUGUGCUCUGUAAUUUUAAAAUAACGUGUCUCAGUAAAACACACUUUUCGGG